Molecule: messenger RNA, 1918 nt
Organism: Schizosaccharomyces cryophilus OY26
Lineage: Eukaryota; Fungi; Ascomycota; Schizosaccharomycetes; Schizosaccharomycetales; Schizosaccharomycetaceae
Product: aminotransferase
Exons: 1
Coding region: 493-1671 (392 amino acids)
Source: RefSeq, a predicted model, not a curated record
UAUAUAAAAUGGAAAUACUUACAGACUAAAAUGAGGCUUAAUCGUUCACCAAAGAAUAUAUCAAGAUUUGAAAGAGAAAAUACAUCAUAGCAGUAUAAGAAUGUUUACGAGCGAAAAACAGUAAAUAUACAUAAACAUAAUGUCCAAAUAGAAGUGAGAAAGAGUCCUUAAUAAUAGAGAGCGCUUAAAAAUUCAAAUUCUUUCUUUUUCCAACUAUCUACUUGUUAAUACCACAAAGCAAAGAACAUUUUUUUCAGUUUUCUUACUGUAUAGAGGAUCAAUGGCAAUUCAGGUUCUAUAGGCCAUUUCCAACUAUUUUGUUUUGACAACUUUCGAUUUCUUUAAUGCUACAAAACUUCAACGUUUACUUGAUCUAACCGUCUGGUCAUUGAUCUUCUGCACUUUUACCAUUGAGUUAUCUCGUAAUAGCUAAUUCUUACACGAUUCGCUUUUCUGAUUACAAUCCUUUUGAUCCCUGUUCCUAGAUCUGAUAUGUCGGAUUGUAUGCCUUUUGGGCAUGCUUUAAAGCCAUAUUAUAUGUUAGACAAAAACUAUGUAUCAGUUAAUAAUGGGAGCUAUGGCGUGGUUUGUGCUUCUGCUUUUCAACGGCAUUUGCAACUGUUAGAGGAAUCAGAAAAGACCCAAGAUUUACAAAUGAAAUAUAGGCUUCCCAAACUAGCUAAUAACACAUUACUCCAAAUUGCUGAACUCUUGGAUACCACUUCCAGCAACCUGGCAUUUUGUUUUUCUGCAACCCAGGCAAUUAGUUCUAUUCUCUUGACCUUUCCUUGGAGUGCUAAUGAUAAAAUCUUAAGCUUGAAUGUAGCUUAUCCUACAUGUCAAUUUGCUCUUGAUUUUGUUCGAAAUCGGUAUGACGUUCAGGUAGACACCUUGGAAGUCGAAUUUAUUUAUGACCCUUCUGAAUUUUUGUCUCGGGUAGAAUCCUAUUUGGUUAAGAAUAAACCAAGAGUUUUCAUAUUUGAUUUCAUUACUUCUAUGCCAGUUACUCAGCUGCCUUGCAAGGAACUAAUCCAACUUUGUAAAAAGUACGGCGUAAUAAGUGUUGUAGAUGCUGCUCAUGGUAUCGGAUUCUGCCCUCUUUCCUUAUCUUCUCUGGAUCCUGAUUUUUUAUAUACUAAUGCUCAUAAAUGGCUUAAUGCACCUUCGGGUACGACGAUCCUAUAUGUGUCCAAGAAAUACCACAAUUUCAUCGAAGCCCUUCCAAUCUCCUACGGCUAUCAUAUCCGUAAGCAAAAUUCCCCUCCUGCAGAUUCUUUAGGCAUACGGUUUCUGAAUGCUUCUUUUAUGGACUUGCCUAAAUUUAUCGCCAUCGAUGCUGCAAUAGCGUUCAGAAAGUCCAUAGGUGGUGAACAUAAGAUACAAAGUUAUAACCAUGACAUUGCUGUAAGAGGUUCCAAAAUCAUCGCUGAAUCUUUGGGAACAUCUUACUUUGCAUUGGCUUCUCCUAUUGCCAUGGUGAAUGUCGAGGUCCCUCUGCGGUGUAUACCUUCCGCCGACUUUUUAGAAGAGUUUUGGCAAAGCAAAAACACUUUUCUACGAUUUGUCGAAUACCAGGGCAGAUAUUACACUCGUGUAGGUGGUGCUCCUUUCUUAGAAGAAUCUGAUUUUGUAUAUGUGGCCGAUGUCUUGAAAGAACUUUGUCAGAAAUAACUUCAAACCUUACGCGACUCACCGUUGAUGUUUUCAGCUACAAAUACAGAUGUGCCCCAUAAAAGUGAUGUAUAAAUACACUUUUAAUUCAUAACAUGUUUUUUUAUAAUUUAGACAAAACAUCCGUAUGCUUUCCAACAUACGGACAAAUAUAUAAAUUACAAAAAGUCUAUGCAAUAAAUCCUAUUCUACAAUUUUUCAGUUCUUACGCAAAGACUUCCUGCAGGAAAUGAACAAACGUUAAAAG